AUGAAUGUCCUAGGUGUUGUUGAUCAAAAUAUGGAGUUCAUUUAUUGUUUGGCUGGUUGGGAGGGGUCGGCUCAUGAUGGGAGGGUUUUGAGAGGUUACUACUACUUAUGUGAUGCUGGUUACAGCAAUUGCGAAGGGUUCCUAUCUCCUUUUCGAGGUCAACGUUAUCAUCUAAAAGAGUGGGGUGGUAGACGACCAAGAAGUCCUGAAGAAAUGUUUAAUAUGAGGCAUUCAACAGCAAGGAAUGGUGUAGAACGAGCUUUUGGCAUACUGAAGAUGCGUUGGGCAAUAUUAAGAGACACCACUUGGUUUUCAAACAAAAUGGUCACAAAAAUCGUCAAUGCCUGUUGUUUGUUGCACAACUUCAUUCGUGGAGAGAAUGGUGCUGAUGUGUUUGAGCGUUUGUACGUUGAUGAAGACCCAGAUGAAGAAACAGAAGAUGUGGACGAGGAUCUGAUACUCCAUAUUCAACCUUCAGUCCAAUGGACAGAGUUUAGACAACAAUUGGCUGGAGAUUUAUGGGCUGCUAGAAGCUGGGCUACUAGUUGA
Molecule: messenger RNA, 549 nt
Organism: Linum tenue
Lineage: Eukaryota; Viridiplantae; Streptophyta; Magnoliopsida; Malpighiales; Linaceae
Source: the annotation of a GenBank genome assembly